Molecule: messenger RNA, 417 nt
Organism: Closterium sp. NIES-65
Lineage: Eukaryota; Viridiplantae; Streptophyta; Zygnematophyceae; Desmidiales; Closteriaceae
Source: the annotation of a GenBank genome assembly
AUGAGCAGCUCCGCGGCAGCUGCAGGGGUCGCUGCUCCAGGGGCGGCUGCUGCAGUGGCGGCUGCUCCAGUGGGGGCUGCUGAAGUGGCGGCUGCUCCAGGGGCGGCUGCUGCAGUGGCGGCUGCUCCAGGGGCGGCUCUUCCAGUGGCGGCUGCUCCAGGGGCGGCUCCUGCAGUGGCGGCUGCUCUAGGGGCGGCUGCUGCAGUGGCGGCUGCUCCAGGGGCGGCUGCUGCAGUGGCGGCUGCUCCAGGGGCGGCUACUCCAGUGGCGGCUGCUGCAGGGGCGGCUGCUCCAGUGGCGGCUGCUCCAGGGGCGGCUGCUGCAGUUGCGGCUGCUCCGAAGGCGGCUGCUCCAGGGGCGGCUGAUGCAGUGGCGGCUGCUGCUGGUGGGCGCCUCGGCGGCUCGGCUGCCCGCUAG